CAUCCAUGACUAUCGGGCACUACCACGCACGGGUGCUAUUAUUAGAGGGGCACUAGCCCAUCACCUCACCCAUAUAUCCCUACCUUCCACACCAAUCUUUAUGUACCUACACAACCUGAUCGCAUCAACUUUCUCUGUUCUCCAGGCUUGGCAACAUAAAGCAGGCAAAGCAGAUACACAUAUACAAGGCGAUAAACACCGUGAACCCAUUCAGCAUCCCUUUAAUAGCUCGCGAGGGUUGCGCCGUGCGGCAAACGGUGAUGGACGAUAG
Molecule: messenger RNA, 271 nt
Organism: Periconia digitata
Lineage: Eukaryota; Fungi; Ascomycota; Dothideomycetes; Pleosporales; Periconiaceae
Source: the annotation of a GenBank genome assembly